Molecule: messenger RNA, 762 nt
Organism: Ochlerotatus camptorhynchus
Lineage: Eukaryota; Metazoa; Arthropoda; Insecta; Diptera; Culicidae
Product: farnesol dehydrogenase-like
Exons: 2
Coding region: 16-747 (243 amino acids)
Molecular function (GO): oxidoreductase activity
Source: RefSeq, a predicted model, not a curated record
AUCGCAAGCGUAAAAAUGAACCGCUGGACAGGGAAGGUAGCCGUAGUAACCGGUGCCAGUUCGGGUAUCGGUGCUGCCAUAGCCAAAGAUUUGGUGAAAGCCGGAAUGGUGGUCGUCGGAUUGGCGCGUCGAGUGGAAUGCAUUGAAGCCCUCAAGUUGGACCUUCAGGAAUCGAUUAGGAGUCGCUUGCACGCGAUCAAGUGCGACAUUACAAAGGAGGAAGAUAUUCUGCAAUCGUUCAAAUGGGCCGAGGAAAACCUUGGCGGAGUGGAUGUGCUGGUCAACAAUGCCGGUAUUCUUCCGUCGACGGAUCUGCUGGAUGCAGGUAAUACCGAAAACCUGUGUGCAGUGCUGAACAUAAAUGUGCUCGGGUUGGUGAUCUGCAGCCGGGAAGCUUAUCAAUCGAUGAAGAAGCGUUCGGUAGCUGGACACAUUAUCCAUAUCAAUAGUAUCGCUGGCCACUCGGUGAUGGAUUUGCCCCAGUUGAGUAUCUAUCCUGGGUCCAAGCAUGCAGUCACGGCUAUCACGGAAACGAUGAGGAACGAGCUGAGGAACGCGGGAACCAAGAUCAAGGUUACGAGCAUCAGCCCGGGAAUCGUUCGAACGGAUAUCUUGCCGGAAGCACUUAUCAACGAUGACAUUCUGGAAACUGUGGACAUUUCGAAUGCUGUUCUAUACGUGCUUGGUACGCCCCCUCGGGUGCAGAUUCAUGAACUGACUAUCAAACCUGUUGGAGAAAAGUUUUAGAUUGAAGGUCGUUUU